Saccharomyces cerevisiae S288C is the source of this 2607-nucleotide messenger RNA. RefSeq names its product Nip100p (gene NIP100). Gene Ontology annotation, cellular component: spindle pole; cytoskeleton; cytoplasm. NCBI's taxonomy places the organism in Eukaryota, Fungi, Ascomycota, Saccharomycetes, Saccharomycetales, Saccharomycetaceae. The transcript has a single exon. The record is from RefSeq and is marked reviewed. The coding region runs from base 1 to 2607 and encodes 868 amino acids.
AUGCGCAAUGCAGGUGUUCAAGUUGACACAAAUAUGCAGAAGAUAAGCUUACAGGACACAGUUCUAGUCAACGAGAUGAAGGGGCGGGUGAAAUUCAUUGGGGAAACUCAAUUUGCAAAAGGCAUAUGGUACGGCAUUGAACUAGAUAAACCGUUAGGAAAGAAUGAUGGAAGCGCUAACGGUAUUCGUUACUUUGAUAUCGACCUGAAGAAAGCUAAUUCAAAUGGUGGUUAUUAUGGUCUUUUCUGCAAGAAAGAUACGUUGCAGUUUUAUAAACCAGAUGACGAUGAGCAUAGUUUGCUAAAUGGUAAUGCAGCGCAAGAAACAAUUAAGAAUCUACAAGUAAAAUGUGAAUCAUUGGCGUCCAAAUUAAAUAAAAUUAAAAUAGAAAAUCAUGAGCUGAAAACUUCCGUUGAAAAGCUGAGUACUAAUGAAACUGUUCUAUUGUCUAAAAUCUCAAGAUUGGAUAAACUAGUCAAAGAACUGAAAGUGGAAAAUGGUAAUAUGAAAACUCAUUUGGAUAAUUUCAAUCACCUAUUAGAUGCUUCAGAUAGUGUAAUGGCACCGGAUCUCGACAAAGGCACACUGUUAGAAAGGAGCCAUCUUCUUCAGGGACUACUCGACCAAACAAAGUUGUCAUAUGAUAAAGCUAUGAAGGUGCAAGAGGACCUGCUCGAGGAGAAUACUCAGUUAUUAGAAGAAAAUGCAGUAUUAUCUAAAAAAAUAUCGGAUUUAGGUCUGCAAUUGCAACAGACUAAUAAUACAAUCGGCGACCUUGCCUUGCAGAUUGAAGCUCAAAGUAAAUCAUCUAAUAUUGUUGAUAAAUUGACUAAUGAUAAUAUCCUACUCACAAGUAAUAUAAAGGCUUUAAACAAUGAGUUGGAGGAACUACAGGCAAAAGAAAAAUUGGAUGAAAAUUUAAGAAUUACCUAUGAGCAACUCGAGCAAGAACUGAGACUGCAAUUAAGUAAUUUGCAAUCUGCAUUGGAAAAUGAAAAGGAGAUAGCAGGCACAUAUAUCGAAGAAAAUUCAAGAUUAAAAGCAACAUUGGAAUCUAUUGAAGCCAAAACAUCUCACAAAUUUCAAAGUCUUGAACUAAAAGUGAACACUUUACAGGAGGAAUUAUAUCAAAAUAAAUUGCUAAAGAAAUUUUACCAAAUAUAUGAGCCAUUUGCACAACCACAUUUGGCGGCUCUUUCCUCUCAAUUGCAAUAUUUAGCCGAAGUAAUCGAAAGUGAAAAUUUUGGAAAGUUGGAGAAUAUUGAAAUCCAUAUAAUUCUAAAAGUGUUGAGCUCUAUCAGUUAUGCGCUUCAUAUUUACACCAUAAAGAAUACUCCCGAUCACCUGGAAACGACAUUACAAUGUUUCAAAGUAAAUAUUGCUCCGAUUUCGAUGUGGCUAAGCGAGUUUUUGCAAAGGAAGUUUUCUUCUAAACAGGAAACCGCCUUUUCCAUUUGUCAGUUUUUAGAAGAUAAUAAGUUUCUAGAUAAGGAUGUGACCUUGAUACUAAAAAUACUUCAUCCGAUAUUGGAAACAACUGUUCCGAAGCUGUUGGCUUUUCUUAGAACGAACAGCAAUUUCAAUGACAAUGAUACCCUAUGUCUUAUUGGUUCCCUUUACGAGAGAUCACUUUCACUUAUUGCCAGAAUAGAUAAACUUAUCGGAAAGGAAGAAAUUUCGAAACAAGACAAUAGGUUAUUUUUAUAUCCUUCCUGUGAUAUAACCCUGUCCUCUAUCUUAACGAUACUUUUUUCAGAUGCACUGUUUUUGCGACAAGAUUACAAACGUAUUUCUUCUUUGAAAAAACUAGAGGUAUUUUUUCAAGGAAUAGAAAGUCUCUUAGAAAACAUAACUAUAUUUCCUGAGCAACCCAGUCAACAAACAAGUGAUUCAGAAAGUCAAUGUAAUAUUAAGGAGGGCAAUUUUUCAAACUCGUUAUUAAGCGAUCGCUUGAAUGAAGAGAACAUUCGACUCAAAGAAGUACUGGUCCAAAAGGAAAAUAUGCUAACUGAAUUGGAAACAAAAAUUAAAAUUAUUAUUGGGAGGGAUUUAGAGAGGAAAACCCUUGAAGAGAAUAUCAAAACACUCAAAGUAGAGUUAAAUAACAAAAAUGAGGAAAAUUGUGGCAAAACAGAAAUUCUUAACAAGCUGAAAGAAGAAAAUUUCAACCUAGUAAACCGUUUGAAGAAUAUGGAGCUCAAACUAUAUCAAAUAAAGGAUAAUAAUACGUUGAACAAAAUUUAUUUAGACAGAGAGAAAGUAGAUAGAGUAAAUUUAGUUUCGGAAAUCAUGGAAUUGAGAGAAACCAUAAGACGACAAAUAAAAGAGCAGAAACGAGUGAGCAUCGAUUUCAGCUGGUUAGACGAGCUUCCAGCUGUGGAAAAUAAGCAACCAUUCAAAGAACAUAUCAACCACAGUUUGGACACCUUGGGGAUAGAAAUGUUCAACUUCGUGAGUACCUCACGGAUUUUAGAUUUAAAGCUUGAUCAACCUUUGGCAGAAGAUGAACUCUGGCAUGAAAGAGAUCAUUCUUACAUUUCGUAUUUAAAGCGCAAGAGGAAAAAUAUACGACUCAAAUCUCAAAAUGUUGUUACAUAUUACAAAUGA